AUGAACGACCUUAAGUUUAUUAACUCCCUUUUCAAAAGCAGGUCCUUCAGUGAGGCUUUAGUGCGCGAUACACUCGACUUUUCCUCCUCACGUCUGGAGUCCGAGACUUUGCUUAGCAUUCGUUGGCACUUUCUCCUUGGCACUCUCCCUGUGGACGUGGAUCCCGACGAUGCCCCGACCCGCCUCACCGAGGCAUGGCGAAUAAUUUGGUCCGAGUGGGAGGAGAUUUCACUGAAGCGCACGGGACUGAGUGAGGCGAAAGAGGGCCUCGUUGACCUCAAGGCCCCCCCAAAAUCGAGGUUCGAUCCCAGCAGUGAUAGCGAAUCCGAGAUCGGAAGUUUUUGCACGGAUUUGUCUAUGAGGGCCUCUGGCAAGGGGUGUGCAACGAGGGAAAACCCUCUGCAGCCUGAGGCGAACAGCCGCUACAUGCUUCAGUAUUUCAUCUAUCGAACGCGUAAAGAGAUCAAAAAAGAUGUCGAUCGCUUAUUUUUUGAUCUGCCUAUUUUUAGCAAUCCCCAGACCAAGUGUGACAUUAUGAAUAUCCUGAUUAAUUUCUGUCUGGCGGAGCAAAGGGAGUAUCACCAGGGUUUACAUGAGAUUGUUGCAUUCUUGUAUUAUAUCUGCCACCGCGACGGGCAGCUUCUGGAAACGUUAAGAGGGGAGACCGCUCGAUUCCCGGUAAAGGAGAUUGGGUUUUGGGAUUACGUUUUGCUGACCUGUUCCUCUCCUAGUGGUCUCCUUAGCUCGACCUACGCGCUCUUCAAGAGAAUAAUGUCGCCCGAUGGACUCGGACUCUGUCAUUGGUUUUACAACGAUGCGGAAGAGGAAUCCGAAAAUAACAUCGUCCGAAUAUCUAAAUAUGUGCAGGGUGAUAUGUUGCGACGUAUCGAUCCCGCGCUACAGAGCAUGUUAGAUGAAGAGUAUGACAUUCAAGCAGUGUCGUACAUGGUUCGCUGGCUCCGACUCUUAUUUUUGCGCGAGCUUUCUUUUUCUCAGAGCGCUGUAGUAUGGGGGACCAUCUUUGCCGAUGCUCAUCUUUUUUGGCGAAACAAGCAAUCGUUUAGUUUGCGGAACGGAUUCCCGCUUUAUUUAGCGGCUACUAUGCUACAUGCUAUUCGUGAUAAACUAUGCAGUGAAUACGUCACCGCCCUACGCCAUUUGAUGAGCUACCCACCUGUCGAGGACGUUCGUCUGUUGAUCAUCAAGGCGGCUUCAUUGGCGGAUUCGACCCAUCUUAUGAUGUAUAUUCAACCACCGCUACCACGUGGCGACGACGUUUCUAUUUCGCUGUUAACCAGGGAUAUUAGAUCGACACAAGGGAAACGGUUGGCUUUGAUCAUCGAACGUUUGAGCACACCGUUGUAUUCUGCAUCAUCACUAAGCAAUGACGAAAAGGAACAGUUUGAAGCCAAUUAUUUGCAGGCCUUGGCAGAGCUCAAAAAGGUUCGUGAUGUCCUCCUUUUUGAUGUCACUGAUUAG
Messenger RNA from Phytomonas sp. Hart1, 1479 nucleotides. The record is from the annotation of a GenBank genome assembly. NCBI's taxonomy places the organism in Eukaryota, Euglenozoa, Kinetoplastea, Trypanosomatida, Trypanosomatidae.